GUCAUCAGCACCAAAGGCCGCGAUUUCACAUCGGAAACAAAACAGCGGAUGCUCGGGUUGGAACCUCGGCUGCUAGGGUCCGGUGGUGGUGGCGGCGAGGAAAGGAACCCCAGGAGGCUCUGUUUUCUGUGGAAAAGUUUAUCUGUACAAUUGCUCCAAUGACAGAGUUACCCGCUCCCUUGUCCUACUUCCAGAAUGCACAGAUGUCCGAGGACAACCACCUGAGCAGUACUGUACGUAGCCAGAAUGAUAGUAGAGAGCGGCAUGAUCACAGCAACGAGAGGCGGAGGCAUGGCAACACUGAGUCGGUAUCCAAUGGCCGAGCCCCCAGCAGCUCACAGCAGGUGGUGGAGCAAGAGGAAGAGGAAGAUGAGGAGCUGACACUGAAAUACGGCGCCAAACAUGUGAUCAUGCUGUUUGUCCCCGUGACUCUCUGUAUGGUGGUGGUUGUGGCCACCAUCAAAUCAGUCAGCUUUUAUACCCGGAAGGAUGGGCAGCUAAUCUAUACUCCAUUUACAGAAGACACGGAGACUCUGGGGCAGAGAGCCCUGCACUCAAUUCUGAAUGCGGUGAUCAUGAUCAGCGUCAUUGUCAUCAUGACGAUUUUCCUGGUGGUUCUAUAUAAAUACAGGUGCUACAAGGUCAUCCAUGCCUGGCUUAUUCUUUCAUCCCUGUUGUUGCUGUUCUUUUUCUCGUUCAUUUACUUGGGGGAAGUGUUUAAAACCUAUAAUGUUGCCAUGGACUACAUUUCGGUUGCGCUCCUGAUCUGGAAUUUUGGUGUGGUGGGAAUGAUCGCCAUUCAUUGGAAAGGUCCACUGAGACUCCAGCAGGCAUAUCUCAUUAUGAUCAGUGCCCUCAUGGCCCUGGUAUUUAUCAAGUACCUCCCAGAAUGGACCGCCUGGCUCAUCUUGGCUGUGAUUUCAGUAUAUGAUUUAGUGGCUGUUUUGUGUCCAAAAGGCCCGCUUCGUAUGCUGGUUGAAACAGCUCAGGAGAGAAAUGAAACUCUCUUCCCAGCUCUUAUUUACUCUUCAACAAUGGUAUGGUUGGUGAAUAUGGCAGAAGGAGACCCAGAAGCCCAAAGGAAGGUAUCCAAAAACUCCAAUUACAACGCACAAAGCACAGAAAGUGAGUCACAAGACCCAGUGACAGAGAGUGACGAUGGUGGCUUCAGCGAAGAGUGGGAAGCCCAGAGGGACAGUCGCCUGGGGCCUCAUCAUUCUACAGCUGAGUCGCGAUCCGCUGUGCAGGACCUUUCCAGCAGCAUCCUGGCCAGUGAGGACCCAGAGGAAAGAGGUGUAAAACUUGGAUUAGGAGAUUUCAUUUUCUACAGUGUUCUGGUUGGUAAAGCUUCUGCAACAGCCAGUGGAGACUGGAACACAACCAUAGCCUGUUUUGUAGCCAUAUUAAUUGGUUUGUGCCUUACAUUAUUGCUCCUCGCCAUUUUCAAGAAAGCAUUACCAGCUCUUCCAGUCUCUAUCACCUUUGGGCUUAUUUUCUACUUUGCCACAGAUUAUCUUGUUCAGCCCUUUAUGGACCAGUUAGCAUUCCAUCAGUUUUAUAUCUAGCAUAUUUACAGUUAGAAUCUCAUGGAUUUUUCUCCUUUGACUAUAAUAAAAUCUGGGGAGGACAAAGGUGAUUUUCCAGUGUCCACAUCUAACAAAGUCAAGAUUCCCAGCUGGACUUUUUGCAGCUUCCUUCCAAGUCUUCCUGACCACCUGCACUAUUGGGCGUUGGAAGGAGGUUUCUACAGAAAACGGUUUUGAACACGUCAUUGUGGUGAACUAAGUCCCUCAAUGCAGAAACUACCAGAUUUGAGGGACAAGGACAAGGCAAAGCCAUGGGCCAAAAAGUUGCUGUGCUCCCACCAGCAGGUUGACCUGUGGUCACAGGUGGACUUUACCAACGCUGCAGACUCUCAGGACUACCAUUACCAGAAGGUUAAAUGAAAUGGUUUAAACCAAACAGGACUCUUCAUCUUAAGCUACAUAUUGCAAAUCAACCUAAUAAAUCUGUAUUGAAUUCUGAACCUUUUCGGGAGAUACCAUAAGGAGAGCAGGCACCAGCAGCAAAAUGGAAAGACGAGAAGGGACUCAAACUUUCAGACUUUUUGCUGCGGACUUACCAUUUUUAAAUAAGACUUUUUUUCACCUGAGUCAAGUCAGAGGUGUAGGUUGAUUUUGACACUUCUUCUCAAGCACUGAAACUCAUUACUAUCUGUGGCUGCCAUUUCUUCCCAAGGCCAGUCUGAACUUAUUUGAGGUUGCUUUAUCUUAAAAGUCUUAACCUCAGGUUCAAAUUCAGUAAUUUCUGGAAAUAAUGGGACUGUAACUCAAUGAUUCCCUAUCACCCUUAGGUAAAUUCUGGAUUCUUCACCAAAUUCCUAAUUUGUAGGCAUAUUGGGAGGUUCACUUGCCCCCAGGUGCCUCCCUCCUUCCCUCUCUCUCCCUUUACUCCCCUCACGAGCACUUGUCCUGUGCAGUGAAUAAGACAGCCCUGUUGUGGUAGCAGAUGGUCCGAUUGUCAUAGGAUUUUGCUCUUUGUGUGGCACAAAGAAUGUGUCAUGAACCAGUGCUCUAAGCCCUGCUGUCAUAAUUUCUUCAAUAGCAAAAUACAGUGUGUGCCCAAAGACAGUAGAAUUAAAGAAGAGUAAAAUUGCUCGUGAAGCA
Messenger RNA from Budorcas taxicolor (takin), 2666 nucleotides. RefSeq names its product presenilin 1 (gene PSEN1). Gene Ontology annotation, molecular function: beta-catenin binding; cadherin binding; aspartic endopeptidase activity, intramembrane cleaving. Gene Ontology annotation, biological process: negative regulation of apoptotic process; Notch receptor processing; protein processing. The transcript is spliced from 11 exons. Lineage: Eukaryota; Metazoa; Chordata; Mammalia; Artiodactyla; Bovidae. Gene Ontology annotation, cellular component: lysosomal membrane; apical plasma membrane; endoplasmic reticulum. The record is from RefSeq and is a predicted model, not a curated record. Bases 159 to 1565 code for a protein of 468 amino acids.